Molecule: messenger RNA, 724 nt
Organism: Cornus florida
Lineage: Eukaryota; Viridiplantae; Streptophyta; Magnoliopsida; Cornales; Cornaceae
Product: heavy metal-associated isoprenylated plant protein 26-like
Exons: 2
Coding region: 40-507 (155 amino acids)
Molecular function (GO): metal ion binding
Source: RefSeq, a predicted model, not a curated record
GAAGUGUGUUUCAAUACAGAUAUUGCAGAGAGUUCGAAGAUGGGUAUUUUAGAUUAUUGCUCUGAUCGUAUUGAUUUUUCUCGCACUCACAGUAGUAAGAAGCUCAAAAAACGCAAGCAAUUUCAGACGGUGGAGAUAAGGGUGAAGAUUGAUUGUGAAGGGUGCAAGAAGAAGGUGAGGAAAUCAGUGGAAGGCAUGAAAGGGGUGACACAAGUGACGGUGGAGCCGAAGCAGCACAAGCUUACUGUGAUUGGAUACGUGAACCCAAACAAGGUCUUGAAACGUGUCAGGCAUCGGACGGGGAAGAAAGCUGAGAUGUGGCCUUACGUGCCGUACGAUGUGGUGGCGCACCCUUACGCGCCUGGGGUGUACGACAGGAAAGCCCCGCCUGGCUUCGUGCGAAACGUGGAUCCUCAGGCUUCUGGCCUCGCACGUGCCAGCUCUACUGAAGUGAAGUUUACUACUGCGUUCAGUGAUGACAACCCCAAUGCUUGUGUAGUCAUGUAACCCUACCUAGGUAUAUAAUAUACAUAUAUAUAUAUAUAUAUAUAUAUUGUGUAUAGGGCUUGUUAUUUGUCUUGUUUAAUUGUAUAUUCAUAGGUAGGUAGAUAUGUGUGUACUAGUGUAUAUAAUACAAUAUGUGGGUUUGUGAUGUUAACAUAUGCUUCAGAUCUUGGACCUAUAGGUUUAUAAUUCUAUUUAUUUUUAAAAUCUUGCAAGUGCU